Molecule: messenger RNA, 2209 nt
Organism: Odontomachus brunneus
Lineage: Eukaryota; Metazoa; Arthropoda; Insecta; Hymenoptera; Formicidae
Product: kinesin-like protein KIF9
Exons: 10
Coding region: 325-2199 (624 amino acids)
Biological process (GO): microtubule-based movement
Cellular component (GO): microtubule; kinesin complex
Molecular function (GO): microtubule motor activity; ATP binding; ATP hydrolysis activity
Source: RefSeq, a predicted model, not a curated record
UGCAAUUUGUCGCGAUACACAGCGCGCUGCUGGUCGCUGUUGACGACUUGACGCGCGAAUUAACCGCGUGAAGCGAUCUGAGUGUUUGAAACAAAUACAUUUCGCCGCGGUUGGACGCGUGGGCAAUUUCAGCGCCGCAAAUAGCGCACACACGAGCCGAGAAAAAUGGAUUUAACCACUUCCCUGUUAGCCAGAGUAACGAAAUAACGCCGGAAAUGGGACGCGGGUCGAGCAGAUUUUCACCUAGAGCUUCUCACGAGAUCUCAUAACCCUGCAAUCAGGAACGCACACGCGGGAAGAAACUGAUCCCACUUUCACCCGAACAUGUCGGACAACGAGUCGAUUGAUCAGCGUGAGAAAAAUCUUAAGGUUUUCGUGCGAGUUCUGCCGCUCGAGAAACCGUGCGAUUGUUGCGCAAAAAUUAGCGCGGAUUGUAAGACGUUCUUCGUGAGAUGUCUGCAAAGUGCACGACGAGGUAGAAAGUCGGCGUAUCCUGUCUACUGGGCUUUUCCGACCAAUGGCAUAUUUCAUGAAGCGUCGCAGGACAGAGUGUAUCGCGCUACCGCGAAGGAUCUUCUGGAAAAAGUUUUAGGCGGCGUAAAUUGCGUGCUGAUCAGCUACGGGCAGACCGGGUCCGGGAAAAGUUUUACGAUCGGCGGUCUUAGGAACGACUGGAAGCACAGAGGGAUAGCUGCGCGGCUCCUGUCCGACAUGUUCGCAGUGAAGGCGAAUCGACGAAAGGUCAAUGACAUAUAUUACCGCCUAAGCUUCGUUGAGUUGAGAGGCAAAAACGUGAUUGAUCUUCUGACGGCGCGAGAGCCGAAGAUCGUGAACGUCCACGUCAAAGACGUCUUUGAGAAUAUCACCGUGGCGGACGUGAAGAGCGAGCCGGAAGCCUUGAGGAGAUUAUUCGAGGGAGAAGCGAGGAGAUCGACUGUAACGGGCGCCACGUAUCCGGUGUCGCACUUGGGUGCAGCCGUGAUCACUUUUCACGUGUCGAAUACGAGCUUGAUUAUAUCACAGGCGGUCGUAGCGGUAGCAAAAAUACACAUCAUAGAGAUGGCUGGAAUUGGCACGGUGGGAAAGUCGAGUUGCUCGAAAACGGCUAGCGACGUGGGUAUGGCGAAUUUGAUGAAAACCCAACUGGAACAGUACUUCUUGUAUCUUCGAAAACCAAGUGCCUCGACAUACAGUGUCGCUCGCUCGAGCUUGUCGAGACUGUUGAAGAACGAGUUCACUGUCACAUCUGUCAUCCGUUUCAUAUCUCACGUUCGCAUCACAAAGGAAGAUCUCGUUGUGACUUUGUCGACUAUGCGACUGACCAUGGAAAUCGCAAAACUAAGACCGAUCAAGACAAUACGGCACAUUCAGCCGCAGGCGGAGCUGAUCCUGCAGCAGCUGCGAGAGGAGGUAAAUGCGCUGAGGAAAGAGCUGCAGUUGAACGAUAUGUUCCUUCAGCAAGAAGCGCUGAUGAACAUCUCGAAAACGAGGAUCGAGCAGAUCGGACGGGAUAUUAUGAACUUUCUGAAAGGUUCCAUCUCGGAAUUGACACUCUUCAAUGUUUCGCAAGCGCAGAUAUUGGUGAAAAUCAUUAAGCAGCUGUACAACAAAUUAGUUGCAAAAGAAGAAGUUGAAGAGAAGUUAAGCGAAGCGUACCAUGAUGUAAUGAGCUCGUUGAUGCCAGCAGACACUACUUCGCUUGCGACAUUGUCACAAAACGCUGAAACGCACAGCGCAGUCGACUCGGAUUACGAUCGUAACGAAGACGAAGACAUUACGUCAGAAAUUACGUCAAAAAGCACCGACGACAAAAUGACAGUAGAGCAAGUAGGAAUAUUAAGUAAACACGGCAUCUCAUUGGGACCUGUUUUGCAAGUGGACAGCAUCACAAUAGGAUUAAAAUGUCCGACAGCACUAAAGGCGGUUUCGGAUAAUAAUGAAUUGCAAAUGACCGAACUUACAUAUGGAUGCGCGGACAAAGCGAGAAGAAUGUUUCGUCAGUUGCAACGAAUGAUGGAGCGCAAAUUCGAAGAGAGACACGGAAGAAAGAAAACACCGUACGCUUGUGUGGUUUCAAACGCGAACGAUAAUUACUUUACAACGAUCCACAAUAUUAAGGAGAAUAUUAAAACAAUAGAAAUACCUCGUAACGAUUCCCAGCAUAUGUCACAAUGUUACGACAAUAAAAUCGCACGAUAAACUGAUUUAA